AUGCCCCCAGUUGCAACAGAAAAUGUCGCGUCAGACACCGCUGGCUCUAAGACGGCCACGCCGCACCUGAGCACCAUGCCCGCCAAUGAUUUCGGCUGGCAAAUUACUUUGGCACACAAGGUCGUUGCUAUCACAGGUGCAAAUCGGGGAAUUGGCCUUGGUAUCGCCGAAGUCUGUUUGGCAAAUUCGGCAACAAGGGUUUACUCCUUGGAUCUGAUGGAGCCGGGAGAUGAGUUUGUCGCACUACAAAAACGAUACCCAAACUUUCAAUUUCUCCAAACCGACGUUACGUCGGAGCACAGUGUGGAGAAAGCUAUCAACCACAUUGUCGAGGCUACGGGUCGCAUUGACGGGCUGGUAGCCAACGCAGGCAUGACCAAGCAUCAACCUGCCCUCAAAUUUGACCGCUCUGACUUGGAGCAACUGUUUAAUCUCAACGUAUUUGGUGCCUACUUUUGUGCCCAAAUCGUCGCUCGCAAGUUCAUUGAACUCGGGAUUAAGGGUUCGAUUGUAAUGACAUCCAGUAUGACUUCGUAUCGACCUAACCGUGCUGCGCCCUCUGCGCCAUAUGGAGCGACCAAGGCUGCUGUUCGAAAUAUGUGUCAUACCCUUGCAAUGGAGUGGAGCAAGCAUGGCAUUCGCGUCAACAGCAUCUCCCCGGGAUUCGUACGAACCGCCAUGACCUAUUAUGUGGAAACGGCUUCAGACUGGGAUCUCAAGAUGCAAUACUAUGGCGGCAUGCCACGCUUGGCUGACCCGCGAGAACUUGGCGGGGCCUAUGUUUAUCUCCUGAGCGAUGCGAGUUCAUACACUAGUGGGAUUGACAUUCCAAUCGCGGGGAUUGUUGGCGCGUGGUGA
Molecule: messenger RNA, 858 nt
Organism: Penicillium nucicola
Lineage: Eukaryota; Fungi; Ascomycota; Eurotiomycetes; Eurotiales; Aspergillaceae
Exons: 4
Coding region: 1-858 (285 amino acids)
Cellular component (GO): intracellular anatomical structure
Molecular function (GO): oxidoreductase activity, acting on NAD(P)H, oxygen as acceptor
Source: RefSeq, a predicted model, not a curated record